This is a messenger RNA of Mesitornis unicolor (brown roatelo), 771 nucleotides long. It is a transcript of the gene PLPBP, whose product is annotated as proline synthetase co-transcribed homolog (bacterial). Gene Ontology annotation, cellular component: intracellular anatomical structure. Gene Ontology annotation, molecular function: pyridoxal phosphate binding. The record is from RefSeq and is a predicted model, not a curated record. NCBI's taxonomy places the organism in Eukaryota, Metazoa, Chordata, Aves, Mesitornithiformes, Mesitornithidae. The transcript is spliced from 7 exons. The annotation marks the transcript as partial.
GUCAGCAAGACGAAGCCGGCAGAGAUGGUGAUUGACGCCUACAGCCAUGGGCAGCGCAGCUUCGGGGAGAACUACGUUCAAGAGCUGCUGGAAAAGGCAUCAGACUCCAGAAUUCUGUCCUCGUGUCCAGAGAUUAAGUGGCAUUUUAUUGGCCAUCUGCAGAAAAACAACGUCAACAAGUUGAUCGCUGUCCCCAACCUGUUCAUGUUGGAAACGGUGGAUUCGGUGAAACUGGCAGACAGAGUCAACAGCUCGUGGCAGAAAAAAGGCUCCUCUCAGAAGCUGAAGGUCAUGGUGCAAGUUAACACCAGUGGAGAAGACAGCAAGCACGGCCUUCCUCCCGAAGACACCGCGGCUGCUGUGGAGCACGUCAUCAACAAGUGUCCAAGCCUGGAGUUCGUGGGGCUGAUGACGAUCGGCAGCAUUGGCCAUGACCUCAGUAAGGGCCCGAAUCCUGACUUCCAGAUGCUGCUGUCAUUGAGGCAGGAAGUGUGUGAAAAGCUGAAUCUCCCCGUGGAGAAGGUUGAGCUGAGCAUGGGCAUGUCCACAGACUUCCAGCACGCAAUAGAGGUUGGAUCCACAAACGUCAGGAUCGGAAGCACUAUUUUUGGAGAGCGAGAUUAUUCCAACAAAGCAGAUGGUGGCAAGGCUUCUGCCGAAAGCAAAGCCAAAGCGGAGACCUUGACAGCGCAGGGUCAUUAGGUGGAAAGGAGCGGCCUCGGCAGAGGACAGGAGUGGGAGACCUCACUAUGCAUUCGUACCUCCCUCCGC